Linum trigynum is the source of this 3194-nucleotide messenger RNA. The record is from the annotation of a GenBank genome assembly. NCBI's taxonomy places the organism in Eukaryota, Viridiplantae, Streptophyta, Magnoliopsida, Malpighiales, Linaceae.
UGUAAUUUAUUCAUUGCAGGGACUUAAGUUAUUAGACAUUCUUCUCCGCCCCUCGAGUUUUCCCACCAAAUCCACCCAUGAAAGGCUCCAACUUUCUCCAUUUCUUUGUUGCCCUUCUCCUCCUCCCGUUCUUCUCACCUUCCACUCUCGCCGCCGACACAUUGGCCGUCAACCAAUCCAUCGCCGACAAUCAGAGCCAGACCCUCGUCUCCGCCGGCGGCAGCUUCGAACUCGGUUUCUUCACCCCUACCUCACCAUCAUCAACGAACCUUCGCUACCUCGGAAUCUGGUACAACUUCUCCAAGCAAUCCGUCGUCUGGGUCGCCAAUCGAGAUUCCCCUCUCACCGAUUCCUCCGGCGUCCUCCAACUCGCCGCCGACGGCACCCUCCGUCUCCUCAACUCCUCAACCGCAGUCGUUUGGUCUACCAAUAGCACAAAACCAGCCAGCCCGAUUCGAAAUCCGCUCGCCCAGCUUCUCGACACCGGAAAUCUUGUCGUCGGAGAAUCCGAUGACUACCUCUGGCAGAGCUUCGACUACUUGAGCGACACGAUUCUCCCGGGCCUCGAAUUCGGUCACAACCGAGAAACGGGCCGGGACCGUUACCUCACCUCCUGGAAAUCCCCCGACGACCCGUCCCCCGGCGACUGCACGACCCGGCUCGAACCCGACGGGUACCCGCAAAUCUUCAUCCGGAAAGCCCAGACCAUCGUGUUCCGGUCCGGCCCAUGGAACGGGCUCCGGUUCAGCGGGAUGCCCAACUUGAGGCCCAACCCAAUCUACACCUACGAGUUCGUCUACAACUCCGAGCAAAUCUUCUACCGCUUCGAUCUCGCCGACAAAUCGGUGAUUUCCCGCAUGGUGCUGGACAACGAAGGGAUUCUGCAGCGAUUCACUUGGACCGCCAGCAGCCGGACAUGGAACCUCUAUCUGACGGCCCAGAUGGACAAUUGCGACCGGUACGGUCUCUGCGGCCCGUACGGGAGCUGCAACAUCAACAAUUCGCCGCCGUGCGGUUGCCUAAUCGGGUUCGAGCCGAGGUCGCGGCGGGAUUGGGAUUCAGGGGACUGGGCCGGCGGGUGCGUACGGCGGAAUGAUUCGGUUUGUGGUGCCGGCGAAGGGUUUCAGAGGAUUGUGAGUGUGAAGCUGCCUGAUACGAACACGUCGUCGUACAAUUCGAGUAUGGAUUUGGGGGAAUGCGAGGCGACUUGCUUGAGGGAUUGCUCGUGUACGGCUUACUCUGCUCUGAAUGUCAGUGAUGGAAGUGGGUGCUUGCUUUGGUUCGGUGAUCUUGUUGAUGUUAGGCACUAUACGGAGGAUGGUCAGGAUUUCUUCAUCCGGCUUGCAGCUUCUGAUUUGGUGUCAGGUGGCGGCUCGAAAAGGAAGACCAGAUUAUGGAUCAUAGCUGUGUGUCUGCUGGCGGUGGGGAUUGCGGUUCUAGGCCUCUUCUUGAUCUUCCGUUUCAGAAGGAAAAGGCUUCAGAGACAAGCAAGCAUCAUUAUGACACAAGAAAGAGACCAUACAGGGGAUGUAUCUCGAGAGCACGAUCUCGAGCUGCCCUUGUUUGAUUUCUCGACGAUAGCUUCUGCCACUGACCUUUUCUCUGAAAGCAGAAAGCUUGGAGAAGGUGGAUUUGGACCAGUGUACAAGGGUAUUUUUAAAGAUGGGCAAGAGGUCGCAGUGAAGAGGCUAUCGAAGGAUUCGACACAAGGACUUGACGAGUUCAAGAACGAAGUCAAAACCAUUGCCAAACUCCAACACAGAAACCUCGUGAGGCUCUUGGGCUGUUGCAUUGAGAAAGAAGAGAAGGUUUUGGUCUAUGAAUACAUGCCCAACAAAGGCUUGGAUGCCUUCAUUUUUGAUCAAAAGCAGAGGAAGCUACUGGAUUGGCCGAUGCUAUUCCAAAUCAUAAAUGGUAUUGCUCGGGGUUUGCUGUAUCUGCAUCAAGAUUCCAGGCUGAGAAUCAUUCACAGAGACCUUAAGGCGAGCAAUGUACUGUUGGAUUACAACAUGAACCCCAAAAUCUCAGAUUUUGGCAUGGCCAGGAUUUUCGGUGCUAAUGAAACCCAAAGCAGCACGAAGAGGGUGGUCGGAACAUAUGGAUACAUGUCUCCAGAGUACGCCAUCGAUGGACAGUUCUCGAUUAAAUCAGACGUGUUCAGCUACGGAGUCCUGGUACUGGAGAUCAUAUGUGGGAAGAGAAACAGAGGGUUUUAUCACGAGGAUCACAACCACAACCUUCUAGGCCACGCGUGGAGGCUGUACAAAGAAGGGCAGCCUGAAGAACUGAUGGAUGAAACAGUAAAGGAUUCGUGGGUGCUAUCAGAAGUAGUGAGGUGUAUCCAUGUCGCUUUGCUGUGUGUUCAGCAAGGUCCGGAAGACAGGCCUAACAUGUCGAAUGUGGUUUUGAUGUUGAGCAGCGAUAUUGUGCUGCCUGAACCAACAGAGCCUGGGUUUUUCACAGAAAGGAAAGUUUUUGAGCAAGAAUCUUCUACCAAUGAGAUCACCAUUACAUUGUUGACUGCUCGAUAGGAAGCCCCUCAUUCUUUCUUGAGAUUUUACUAUGCUCCCACGAUUCUGUUGGUGUUCGCGCUACUUUCGUCCCCUGCAAAGCUCCUGGCCAUGCCAAAGUCUGAUAUUUUGCGGUUCAUCUCGUGAUCGAGCUACAGCGUUGCUAGCUUUCAGAUGUCUGUGUAUGAUUCUCGGCCUCAGAAUUCUGAUGAAGGUAGAGAAGCACCCUGGCAAUCCCGUUGAUGAUGUGGAGUCGCUUAGUUCAGUCCAGUAACGCGCUUUGCCCUCUAUCUGCCGGACAAAGUCGUCGAAAUCAACCAAGUCAAUCACAUUACGUGAAAGCCAAGUCAAUGUAAUAUCAAAUUGCUAAUUGACCGGUUGACUUUUAUCAGGAAAUACAAUUUGGCCUCAUUUGUUGACACAGACAAUAAAGGAGCGAUUUUGCUUCUGUUUAUAUGUAGAAGACAAUAUUUUGUUUGUACACCUUUUCUUGUUUCCGUUUCAUUACAACUCUCAACUCAAACAAAAAAAACCUAAAACCAUUCCCCUAAAAAUGGUUUUGAGAACGAUAUCAUCGUUAGUUUUCAAAUAGCACAUUCCAUGACGGACUUCCCUUCUUGCACAGAACACUUCCAUCUUCCACUAACAUGUCUAAAACAGUCGAAAUGAAUACAUUUUAUGAGU